AUGAUGAACAAGAUCGUGAGCGUUCUCUCUGCCCUUGCAGUCGUCGCAGCUGCGAAUCCCACUGUUGGCUACGCUGGAUACUUCUACACCAACUGUACCGCUCCUAGCGUGGAUGCCGCAAACGCCUACGCUGGAUCAUGCAUCAACGUCGAGAACUUCCCCAUCAAGUCCUUCAGUGCUUACGUCGAAGCUGGGUCUUGUGCCGACGGUACAUCCACCGUUCUCAACACUUACACAGCUUCCGGUUGCGAUGAUUCGAGUCUGUUCGGAACCUUUUCUGUGGAUGGCGAGAAGCAGUGCUUUGAGGCAGAUGUGACCCUUGUUAGCCUGAAGGCUGAGUGUGUCUAA
Molecule: messenger RNA, 348 nt
Organism: Penicillium subrubescens
Lineage: Eukaryota; Fungi; Ascomycota; Eurotiomycetes; Eurotiales; Aspergillaceae
Exons: 2
Coding region: 1-348 (115 amino acids)
Source: RefSeq, a predicted model, not a curated record